Cryptomeria japonica (Japanese cedar) is the source of this 1536-nucleotide messenger RNA. Its product is annotated as ATP-dependent DNA helicase pfh1-like. The record is from RefSeq and is a predicted model, not a curated record. Bases 1 to 1536 code for a protein of 511 amino acids. Lineage: Eukaryota; Viridiplantae; Streptophyta; Pinopsida; Cupressales; Cupressaceae. Gene Ontology annotation, biological process: telomere maintenance; DNA repair. Gene Ontology annotation, molecular function: DNA helicase activity. The transcript has a single exon.
AUGGAAAGACCUAUUGAAUUGGAAAAAGUCUCGCUGAUACAAUCAACUCAACAGUUUUCAUACAACAGCCAACGUAAGAAGCAUAAAUGGCAAAAACUGCAAAAACAAGCAAUUGUCAAUGUUUACCCACAAUUUAAAACAUCCCCAAGUGAGGUUGAUGAGAACUUUGAAGCCUAUUGUUGGAGUGAGCUGCUCUUGUACAAACCCUUUCGUCAUAUUCCAACAGAUAUAGGUACAUCGCCAGACCAAAUCAUUGCAAAUUGGAAGCUGUUGUACAUGCAUGGUUACAUACAUUGGCAUAUUUAUGGAAUAGAACAAGAAUACAUGACAGAGAAUGAUGCAGACUCUGAUGAUAAUUCUUUCUUGCAUUCACACAAUGAAGACCAGUAUGAAUGGGAGUACCUUUCACAAAUGGGCGCUUCUAACAAAAUCAACAUAAAUGAUCUCCAGAUGCUGGGUAGACGUGAUUACGAUAUUAACUUUGAUUGGACUGAACCUCAUCCCACUAAUCCCCUUCAUCUUACUAUUGUUACCUUCAUUUCCACAAAUAAAAUAAAUUGCCAGCCUUCCCUUCUCCAACCAGCUUCUUCUACCACUGCCACAUUCCCCUUGGCAGCAAAACAAAAACUUGCACUUGACCUCAUUCUUGCCCAUUAUGCAUCUCAUCAACCCAUACCACCUCUCCAUAUGAUUAUACAAGGCACUCCAAACACUAGCAAAUCCUAUUUGAUACGAUGCAUUAGAAAUAGACUUAACCUUUCUGCAAAUCCAGAGCACAAUCCUUUGCUUGUCCUUGCCCCAACCGGUGUUUCUGCAUAUAAUAUCCAAGCAACAACAAUCCAUGUUGCACUGUGCAUCCCCCUUAGAGAUAUGCAACCUUUGACAGGACAAUCUUUGAUGUUCUUCCAAGAACAAUGCAAACAAUUACAAUAUAUACUAAUUGAUGAGACGAGCUUUUUGGUUCCUAAAUUGCUUUUAAGAAUUGACAACAGAUUGCGUCAGGCAUUACCUCACCGGCAACACAAACCAUUUGGAGGUGUCUCAAUCAUCCUUGUAGGGGACCUCGGGCAACUACCUCCUAUGAUGGACAAGCCUUUGUACGCAUCACAUUCUAUAGCCCUUGCAUUGUGGGGCUCCUUCCAAACUGUGGUUACCUUGGAUACAAGUUUCCGACAGCAAGGUGCCUCAUAUAUCCAACAACAAUUUCAUGCAAUCUUGCAAAACAUUAGGAAUGCCAAUGCACUCCAAACAGAUUGGGAAGCUCUUAUGUCUCGAUCCUCUGCUAAACUAGUUGUUGACCAUAACAAGGACUUUGAUAGUUCAAUUCAUUUAUUUGCAACAAAUGCAUCAGCCAAACACCACAAUACUAAAAUGUUAAAACAAUUGCACUUUCUUGUUGCACGAUGUCUCGCCCAAGUUCCAAGGCAAAAAAACAUUGCAUAUGAUAAUGAUGAGCAACUCCCUUCAGAAAUACUCCUCUCUGUGAAUGAGCAAGUAAUGUUAAUUGCUAAUCUAUGGAUACAAGCUGGUUGGUGA